CCCCCCCCCCCCCCCUCCGUCGUGUAGCAUAACUUUGCUUGUUCACGAGACCUCACUCCGUACCGUAGCCCCCCUUCCGCGCGCUCACCCCUUGACCACUUCUGUACUUGUGUGUCACCGAAACCCGGGCUCUAAAGCGCGGGAACACGAGAGAAGAAGGCAAUGGACGGCUCGGUGGCGGGAGGGAUCAUGCCUGACAUGUCUUUCGGACUGCGAGGUCACGCGCUCCCGGUGAUGCCCAACCAGCGCAAGACGAAAGCCAGACGGAAAAAGCGAAAGGAGUUGUUCGCCUUCCAGAUGUGCUUCAUGGGGGCGCUGCUGGUCCUGGUGAUGGGCAUCAAGUCUCUGGCACGCAAAACAGGGUAUGGAGGCUCCAGCUCACUGGUGAUGAUUGAGGAGGAGGAGCGGAACGGAGACACCAGGUGGGAGAGCCGACACCUCCUCCAGAACUUCUACGACAACGCUUCAGACCUCGUCCCUGAGGCUGAAUCCAAGAACUGCACUGAACCGGCCAUCCACGAGUUCCCCCGCGACUUCUUCACCAACCAGGAGCGAGUCGACGGAGCAGUGGGCCUGCACGUCCUGUGUGCUAUGUACAUGUUCUACGCCCUGGCCUUGGUGUGUGAUGACUACUUUGUGCCCUCCCUGGAGAAGCUCUGUGAGCGUCUGAAUCUGAGCGAGGACGUGGCCGGAGCGACCUUCAUGGCAGCAGGUAGUUCAGCUCCUGAACUCUUCACCUCUGUCAUCGGGGUGUUCAUCACCAAGGGGGACGUUGGCGUAGGCACCAUCGUGGGCUCAGCUGUCUUCAACAUCCUCUGCAUCAUCGGCGUGUGUGGCAUCUUCGCCGGACAGGUGGUGCGUCUGUCGCGGUGGCCUUUACUCAGAGACUCUACGUACUACACACUUUCCAUCUCUGCCCUCAUCGUGUUCAUAUAUGAUGAAAAGGUUGUGUGGUGGGAGGCUCUGACACUGAUUCUGAUGUAUUUCGUCUACAUAUUGAUAAUGAAAAUGAACUCCCACAUCGUGCGCUUCCUGGAGAGGCGGAACAAGAGCUCCAACCUGAGGAACGGGGCGGCCAGCAACACGGAGCUGGAGGACAGCUGUGACGCCACCGCCGUGCUGCUGAAGAAAGCCAACCACCACAGGAAGCAGUCAGUGCUGAUGGUGGACGAGCUGCUGUGCGCCUACCCCCACCAGCUGUCCUUCUCCGAGGCGGGCAUGCGCAUCAUGAUCACCAGCCACUUCUCCCCGCGGACACGCCUCACCAUGGCCUCCCGCAUGCUCAUCACCGAGCGGCAACGGCUCAUCAACACGCGGACUUUCACCAACGGGGAGACGGACGCGGCGGGGAAAGCCGCAGGGAGGCGUGGCCAGGAGAACGGGGUGGGCGGAGCCAAUGCCGAGAGAUGCCCCGGCCGUCGUCGUGAUGACCAGGAGGCCGGCAACGAGACUGAAAACGAAGACAAUGAGAACAACGAGAACGACGAGGAGGAGGUGGUGGAGGCCGAUGGAGAGGGGCCCUUCGUACCUUUCCAGUGUCCAGGCGGUGUGUGUAACAAGGUGAAGUGGCUGCUGGCCUGGCCCCUGUGCCUGAUUCUGUACUUCACGGUCCCCAACUGCUCCACGCCGCGCUGGGAGAACUGGUUCAUGCUGUCCUUCACCGCCUCCACCCUCUGGAUCGCCUGCUACUCCUACGUCAUGGUCUGGAUGGUGACUGUGAUUGGCUUCACGCUGGGUAUCCCUGACGUCAUCAUGGGCAUCACAUUCCUGGCAGCGGGCACCAGUGUACCGGACUGCAUGGCCAGCCUCAUAGUGGCCAGACAAGGUAUGGGAGACAUGGCCGUGUCCAACUCCAUCGGCAGUAAUGUGUUUGACAUUCUGGUCGGGCUCGGCCUCCCCUGGGCUCUGAAGACACUGGCCAUCAACUACGGUUCAUCCAUCAAGCUGAACAGCAAGGGCCUGAUCAUCUCGGUGGGCCUGCUGUUGGCUUCGGUCUUCAUCACGGUGAUGGGGGUGCACCUGAACAACUGGAAGCUGGACCGGCGCCUGGGCAUCAUCUCCAUCAUGCUGUACUCGGUCUUCGUCUCCUUCUCCUGCCUCAUAGAGUACAACAUCUUCACCUUCGUCAACCUGCCCACCUGCCGGGACGACUGAGCACCACACACACACAAAGAGGAAUGCAUAGAGACACACACACACACACACACACACACACACACACACACACACACACACACACACACACACACACACACACACACACACACAUACACACACACACACACACACACACACACAAGAAGCACACAGGGUGGUGGUUGAUGUGUUUGAAUAACAUUGAAUAACAGGAAUAUUCUCCAGCCCAAGUCACACUAAUGAGACGGUAUUUAAUAUCUCAGAGAUGGCCCCAGAGGAAAUAUUAGCAUUUCCAUUACAUUAUACUUUGUAUUUGAAUGUUCAUGAGACAUUGAGUUUCCUGCUUUCUAUUUGUUCUGUGAGUGGGGUGUCUCAGUGCACCUCACACACAGUCCAAUAUGAGGCUACAUUUGUGUGUAUGAGUGUGUGUGUGUGUGUGUGUUUGUGUGUGUCUGUCUGUAAGUGCACAUUCCUGUUAUUUAACUUUACAGAAAAGAGGCAAAUGGGGAACCUGAGAGCAUCCCCAACUGAACUUUAUCCAGGCCUGUCUGCGGUACAACACAGCAGUCCACUACUCCUUGCAAGUGGAGGUAUUUACUAUGGAAGUCAAUGCAGAAUAUUAUGUAGACUGAAGUCUAAUUCUUGAAAAAAACGGGGCAGGUAUCGUUGAGUUCCCAGGACCAAAUAAUUGGUUCUUCUAUUGAAAGAUAAUAACGAUGAUAUUAGAAAUGGUUGUUGGGUGCCAUGGCUUUAGGGUACGGUGCAGUGGUAAGGAUUAAUCGUUUGUGUUAUUUGUGGAAGAAUACUUAUGGUCAGUCAAAUUGAAAUUCUUCAGACAACUGGGGCCACAAAGUGAAGUCAGAACUCUAAAAAAUGUACAUAGGAGUGUAAGUUCCAUUACCAAAUAUACGCCACUUGUGGUUUAUACUAAAAGGUGUUUAAGAGCAAUCUUUCAAGUCAAUUCCUUUUUUGACUAAAAGUUUAACAUUUUUAGGCGACCCAUGCCACAGAUAUACAGGGCAUUGCCCACCUAUUUCCAAGAUGGACUUCAAUUAUAUCACAGCAGUAGGUAUGUUUUAGGUGUGUAGGUAGGUGUGUUUUAUAUUACAAGACUUCUAAAAACGAUAUCUCUGUAAAUAUAUAUAUAUAUAUAUAUAUAUAUAUAUAUAUAUAUAUAUUAUUUAUUAUUUCUACACGUAGCAAAAACACAUUCCUCUUUUUCGAACCACAACUUAUGGGUUUUUAACAGUCGACAGUUCACCCUCCAGGGAGUCGACCUUAGAGUAGAGACACAUCCGUCCAGACGUAUCUAUCGUACCUGUGUACAAAAAAAAAGCACAAUUCUCUUUUGAAAACAAUAUGUAAUCAACGUUAUAAAUGUGUACUGGAGUAUGAUUGCAUAGGUUGUAGAGGAAACGGUUCGCUUUGCACUGACGAGUAGGCCUUGUGUGGCUGUGAGUGUUGACCAUGUCCCUGUUCUGUUGACGGUCCUGAAAACAUGCUGAUUAUAUAAGGGGAAAGUCCUUGUAAGAUGAAGCAUUACGAUGUGCUUUGUUAUUUUCUUCUUUUUUUAAAUGACAAAAAAAGGAAAACAACGUAACGUAAACAGUUGAAUGGAGAGAGAAUAACGGCCACUACAUGGUUCAUAGCACCAUGGCACCACCUGGAGGCUACUGUACGAAUCAACACUGUUUAUACCAGACUGUUGCCUAAUGCUCUAUUUUAAAAGCCACUUGCGAAACUGACACAGAACGGGGAUGGAGUUGAUCCACAAGCAGCUGUUUGCAAGUUGUAUCAUCAAUUAUUGCGAUGAAGGAUGGACUUCCAUUUCCAUUACUUUUGACUUUUCUGUGAUCUUACAGAGGUAUUUGCAUGUUUACUGUCAUGCGAUAUGCAGUGUUAGUUAUGUUAGACCAUGCUGGCAUUAGGAAAGGAUGCACAAUUAAGCAUCAGCAAUCUCCCCUUCCAUUGUUUUUUUAUAGAAGUCAUGAUUGAUUAUGACUUGAUUGAUGAUGAUUUAAAUUGUUUGGGGUUUUCUUUGCUGAUUGUUCUUAUCAACAGAUCCAUUUGUAUUCUGUCAUUUAUAAUGAAAAUACUUGUCAAUCUAUGGUAGGUUUGUGUGGUCCACCAGUGUUCCUUCUAGGAUGUUGACAGUUGUGCGUUGUUGUUAAUGAACUAAAAGAGUAUUUUUCUUUCAACCACCUUAAAGUCAAGGUAAGCCAGCCGGGGGAGAACCUAGCAUCCCCAUGUAUGACCAGAUGUUGAUGUAUUAUAUAUCUACAGACAAAGCUAACCAUACCACUACACACAGACACACUCUUUUUAGCUGUCAAAGGGUUCAGCUAUGAUGGAAAUAUAAGCUUUUUUCCUCAUUCUUGAUGAGGUCCUUGAAAAUAUAAAGGGACCACGUUCUUUUUUGUUUUUGUAUUUUUGAGGGGAGGUAGUUGUUAAAACAGACUGAAUCUAAUUUGCUUCUUGUACAAUGUUUUAUUUAUUAAUCAACAGUACAAAAUGUAAUUUGUUGUUUUGCUAAGGAAUAUGUGUCUUUAGAAUGUACGUGUAAAGUAAUCAUUGUCGUUAUUAUUUUUAUAUAUAUAAAUAUGUGUAUUUAUUUAUUACAGUCAGAGUACUUCUCUGUGCUGCUACCGGGAAACAGGGUUUAAUUGUGUUCAGAUUAUUUGUAAUGCAAUAAUUAUAGGCUUGCAAGUGUAAAUAAGCCACUUUAAAGAUCAAAGAUGAAAUUUAUAGCAGCAGAGUUCCAAAUGUAUGAUCUCUUGAUAUUUACAGAUAUAGUGUUGUCCUCUAUGUAGGGGUAUGUUUGUAGAGAAAUUUCCAAUCACUAUAAAAACCUGACUGUUACUUGCAUAUCUCAAACACAAAACACUUAAUUAGCUUUUUGUGCAAAUUGUGAUUGACUCACAAAACGACACAAGCAGCAUUCAGUUAGCAGCAGUUAGCUGCACCUGUAAGUCCACCGUUGGAAACCGUUUUUUUGAGUACAUCAACUAUUGUACUCCUUACUUAUUUAACACCAGCCCUGGCUUUUAGCUCAGUCUCAGGUAGUACUGCUAUCUAGACAAGCUGUUUUUACAAAGCUUACACAAAGUUAUUGUCUCUAUAAUAUAUACUGCAUAGGGAAGAACAUAUUUUCUGUCUGCAAUGUCCUCAAAAUCCAUUGAAGCAACAAGAGAAGCAUUUGUAUUUCUUGUGCCCCCCUAUUGCUUAAGCCCCAUAAAUAUAUAACUGAUACUUAAUUGAUUUGGUUAAACAAAUUCUAUGCUGCUAUUGUUUCCAAGUUACAAGCUCAAGAUCUCAAUUACGGUACCAUGAUUUUUAAACUGAUCAAACUGUCUCCGAAACAUUCACCUUUUCAAAAACGAGUUGUCUUGUUGUGAGACACUUCUAUAUAAUUUGUGAUAUUCACAUGGGUGAUAUUACUGAUGUAAAAAUGUACAAAAAAUAGGGAUAGAUGUAUUUAUAUUUUUUGUCUCAAUCUGUAUAUCUGUUUGAAUAUAUUUUCAUAGAUCCUAGGUCUGCUCCUUGUAAGCCCUUUCCAGAGCAGUAAUGCCCCCUUUGUCGUUUGUUUACUCGCAUGAGGAUAGAUAAUAUAAUAAAAUAAUUUAUGGUAAAACUCUAUAAUGUACUCUUAUUUUUUAGGUGAGAUUCUAAUGACUGUUAAGAUGGCACUGGAUUAGUUUGGACUGUACGCUCCCGAUGACUGCAUGCUCCCGCGGGUAUAGCUUAGCAACGUACAGAGGAUGACGACUCGAUGCAGGUGAUAUGGUUUCCCGCUCUCUGUUUGAGCGGUAAAUCCUACACGCACAAGGAACUUUUUUGGGACAGAAAUGGGUUUACUUUUGUGUUUAAAUGUUAGACAUCAUUUUAGGACGGAUUUUGGUACCUUAACAUUAAUAAAGCUCUUUGCUUAAGGUAU
Gadus morhua (Atlantic cod) is the source of this 6070-nucleotide messenger RNA. It is a transcript of the gene slc24a3, whose product is annotated as solute carrier family 24 member 3. The transcript has 17 exons. Gene Ontology annotation, molecular function: calcium, potassium:sodium antiporter activity; calcium channel activity. Gene Ontology annotation, biological process: intracellular calcium ion homeostasis; calcium ion transmembrane transport. NCBI's taxonomy places the organism in Eukaryota, Metazoa, Chordata, Actinopteri, Gadiformes, Gadidae. The record is from RefSeq and is a predicted model, not a curated record. Gene Ontology annotation, cellular component: plasma membrane. The coding region runs from base 163 to 2154 and encodes 663 amino acids.